Eruca vesicaria subsp. sativa (arugula) is the source of this 1593-nucleotide messenger RNA. The record is from the annotation of a GenBank genome assembly. Lineage: Eukaryota; Viridiplantae; Streptophyta; Magnoliopsida; Brassicales; Brassicaceae.
AUGAACAUGAAUGUUACCAAUCCAUAUUGUUUCACUCUUGCUCUAUUUUCCGUUGCGUUGGUCAUGUCUCUUGCUCUACGUUACUUGAGAAAACCAAAAGGUGCUCAGCUUCCUCCAGGCCCAACGGGAUGGCCAAUCAUUGGGAACUUGUUCCAAAUGGUCAUGAACCGGCCAACUCACUUGUGGAUACACCGCGUCAUGAAAAACAUGCAAACGGAGAUAGCUUGCUUCCGCUUCGCUGGCGUCCACGUCAUCACCGUAACAUCAAGCGAGAUAGCCCGAGAAGUGCUUAGGGAAAAAGACGAGGCUCUUGCCGACAGAGCUGACUCCUACUCAAGUAAUCUCAUAAGCCAUGGUUACAAGGACAUUAUUUUCUCUUCCUAUGGAGAGAGUUGGAAGCUAAUGAAGAAAGUGAUGGUCACUAAACUAAUGUCUUCUUCAACGUUGAGCAAAACGCUUGGUGAUAGAACGUUAGAAGCAGAUAAUAUCGUGACGUAUGUCUAUAAUCUAAUCCCAUUAGAGUCAAUGACUAAGUCGGUUAAUGUGAGGGAUGUCGCAUUAACUUAUUCCCACGCCGUGAUGAUGAGGAUGAUGUUUGGCCAGAGGCAUUUUGAAGAACCGACGGAAGACGGUGGUCUCGGACGGAAAGAAAGAGAGCACAUGGACGCAAUAUACCAAGCUAUUGAUUGUUUUUACAGCUCUAACAUAUCGAAUUAUAUAUCUUGCCUUAGGGGAUGGAACAUUGAUGGAGAAGAGGCGAAGCUAAGAGAAGCGGUUGAUACUAUCAACAGGUGCAACGAUCCCAUCAUCCAAGAGAGAAUGCAUUUGUGGAGGAAUAAAGGUGGAAAAGAGACCGAGGAAGAUUGGCUCGAUACUCUUAUCAUGCUUAAGGAUGACCAAGGAAUGCCUCUAUUCACACUUGAUGAGAUUAGGGCUCAAUGCAAGAAUAUCAAUGUCGCAGCAAUUGACAAUACGAUGAAUAACGUGGAGUGGACGGUAGCCGAGAUGUUGAAUCAUCAUGAGAUUAUUGAGAAAGCUACAAAUGAGUUGGACAUGGUGGUUGGUAAAGAAAGACUUGUGCAAGAAUCAGACAUACCACAACUCAACUACAUCAAAGCUUGUAGCCGCGAAUCUUUCCGACUUCGCCCUGCUAAUGCGUUCAUGCCUCCUCAUGGAGCCAUAGAAGAUACUACUCUAGCUGGUUAUUUCGUCCCCAAAGGCAGCCAAAUUCUUGUGAGCCGUUUAGGACUUGGUAGGAACCCUAAGAUAUGGGACGAGCCUGAGGCAUUCAAGCCAGAAAGACAUCUUUAUGACCGUGCUGGAGACUCAAUGGGAGUGACUCUGAUGGAACCGGAUAUGAGGUUCGUGGUAUUUAGCACUGGACGACGUGCCUGCGCAGGAACUAAGAUUGGGGCAUCUAUGACCAUCAUGUUAUUAGCAAGGCUUCUCCAGGGGUUCGAAUGGACUCUUCCUCCAGGUACAAGCCAAAUAGAGCUCGUUCCAGCGGAGAGCAACUUGUUUAUGGCCAAGCCUCUUGUAGCAUCUGUGAAACCUAGGCUGGCUCUUCAUUUAUAUCCGAAAAUGCAGAUCUGA